Messenger RNA from Stylophora pistillata, 2154 nucleotides. RefSeq names its product TNF receptor-associated factor 4. Gene Ontology annotation, molecular function: zinc ion binding; protein binding. NCBI's taxonomy places the organism in Eukaryota, Metazoa, Cnidaria, Anthozoa, Scleractinia, Pocilloporidae. Gene Ontology annotation, biological process: signal transduction; regulation of apoptotic process; regulation of canonical NF-kappaB signal transduction. The record is from RefSeq and is a predicted model, not a curated record. Gene Ontology annotation, cellular component: plasma membrane signaling receptor complex.
UCCGCGUCGAAUGAAUAUCGCCCUCCCUUGGGCCACAACGAGAACUUUAUGGAAGCAGUUUACGAGGAUUUUCAGUGCCCGAUAUGUCAUCUGCCACUAAAGGAACCUGUUCAAACGAGAUGCGGCCACAGAUACUGCAAAGGAUGUCUUGACGAGGAUAUUAGAAGGAAGCGAAGUCAAGGACGGUCCUUAACUUGUCCAUCGGACAGGCAGAAUCUAGACCCAGACAAGGACAUUUUCCCUGAUAAAGCAACAGAAAGAAAGAUUCUCUCUCUUGCAAUCAGAUGUCCAAAUGAUAGCUGUGGAUGGACUGGCGAACUGAGGAACAAGGAGGUCCACCUCAGGUCUUGUCCUGUUCAUCAAGUGCUGUGUUCCAACAAAAACUGUGGCGUAAUCGUCAUAAGAAGACUUCUUAAACAACAUGAAACUCUUAGGUGUGUCUGGAGAAUCCUUCAAUGCACACAUUGUUCUGAAUCCCACCCAGCGUGCAAAAUGCCAGAACACUUUAAACAGUGCAAUAAGUUUCCAGUGACUUGUCCAAACAACUGUGGUCGUUCAGUUUCAAGGGAUAUGGUUUCGACUCACACUGAAGAUGAAUGUCCGCGGACAAUCCUUUCCUGUCCCUUUGCACGGGUUGGUUGUAAACAAAAGGUGCAGCGUCAGGAAAUGGAGUCUCAUCUUGAAUCAACAACAAGAGUCCAUCUUGAUUUCACUUAUUCUUGUAAUAAUAACACGGAAGAUGAGUUAAAGGACACAAUAGCUAAGUUAAGUGAGACAAAAGCUGAGCUAAGUGAGACAAAAGCUGAAUUAAGAAAGACAAAAGCUGAGUUAAUUGAGACUAAAGCUGAGUUAAGUAAGACAAAAGCUGAGUUAAUUGAGACAAAAGUUAAAACAAAACUUGAGUUAAGUGAGACAAAAGCUGAGUUGAAAGAGGCCGUGAAACAACUAAAGUUGUUAAGUGUAAAACAUACAAAUUCUUUUCUUUGGCGGAUCGACGGUUUCAGUGAGAUUUUCAAACUGGCACAGACCGAUAAAGACAAAAAUGAUAUAUACAGUGAUCCAUUCUACACAAAAACUGAAACAGAAAGUUAUGGCUACAAGUUGAAAGUAAAUGUUUGUCCUAACGGCCAUGGCGUUGGCGAAAAAACUCACCUUUCGGUUUACAUUUUUAUAAUGAAAGGUGAAUAUGACGCAAUAUUACCCUGGCCUUUCACUAAAAAAGUGAAGUUCACAUUGAUUGAUCAACAGGAGGAUCCAGACCAACGGCAAAACAAAACCCACGAGAUCGUUGGGCAAUAUUCUAAACACUGGGCAAGGCCCAUGACAGACGGAAACGUUGGAACGGGUGGUCCAAAAUUUAUAUCUCAUGAGGAACUUAAUUCGGGACGCUUCUUUGUGGAUGAUGUCUUGUUUCUUCAGGUUGACAUUGAGUGACCAUCAAUUUGAUUUCAUCAGUGCUCCAAGCCAACCCCGAAAGUAAAAGUAAAAAAAAAGAUAGAUUGAGCCUCUCGAUAUGAAUUUGAUUUAGGCAUAUUGCACGACAAAUAAACUCUGACAAAUCUUUAUCUUCUGUAAUAAACAUCUGAAUUCAUUCAGUUUAUCGAUACUGCGGCCAGGUUGGUGAACUCACUGAGCUCAAAAAGACGCAAUCAAGAAGAAAAAACUUUAGGUUUUGAUCGGAUGCGAUGAUAAUUAAGAUGGUUCGUGCCUGUAUACUCUGUGUAGAAAUUAAAAGAAAGCACUCAACUCAGUGAAAGAGGGGAGGGUUUAUUAGAAUGUAGGUAUACUUUUUGAGAUUAUAAGGGGGAGAGGGGACAUUUUCGACCUUUUUCUCUUGCGAGGUAAUGUGACAUUUAUUGGCAAUUUACAUUUAUUCUUGACCUUUGGCCACUUAUGUAAAAUGAGAAUAACUGUUGACAGAAGGUCUAAGGAAGUAAAAGCGAAAACUUAACUUUCGAUCUUACCGUAUUCUCUAUCAGCAAAGUGAGCGUGCGAUUUCUCGUGAUUACAAGUCUGUUAAGUAAUAAGUCGUUAAAACUUGUACUACGGAAACUAAAGCUGUAUGAGGGUGACAUAUAUGAAAGGUUUUCUGAUUGUUUUAUACUGUAUGUUGCUUGAUUGAAACUUGGAAAUAAACGCACUUAACUUUUGGAA